AUGGGGCACAAUUGGUUUGGUGAAGGAAGUAAGGUUAUCAUCACUAGUAGAAACAAGCAGGUUCUCAACAUUCCUGAAGUGGAUUGGACCUAUGAACUUAACUGCAUGGAUUUUGAUAAAUCUCUUCAACUUUUCAGCACACAUGCAUUUAGAAGAGAUCGUCCAUUGGAUGAUUAUCUCGCCCACUCCAAAAAGGCUGUAGGCAUUGCUGGAGGUCUUCCUCUAGCUCUCGAGGUUAUAGGUUCGCUUUUAUCGUGCAAAAGUAAAGAAAAGUGGGAUGCCAUACUGAAAAAGUUGGAAAAAGUUCCUCAUGAGGAGGUCAGCAGUAAGCUCAAGAUAAGUUACGAGGCACUAGAUGAUCGGCAAAGGCACAUCUUUCUCGAUGUAGCUUGUUUCUUCAUUGGAUGUGACAAAGAAAUGGUAAUCCACAUGUGGGAUGAGACUAAACUUUUUCCAGAAGAAGCUUUGGAAGUUCUGCAGCAUAUGUCCUUGAUAAAGAUCAUACGAAAAAGUGAGUUGUGGAUGCAUGAUCUAAUAAGGGACCUGGGGCGAGAAAUCAUCCGCCAAGAUAGUAAUAUGGCAACAGAGAAGCAGACUAGGGUGUGGGAUGCUGAUGAUGCGUUAGAUUUGCUGAGGAGAAACCAGAAAAAGAAGCAAGUUGAAACUCUUGGUCUCUGGUUUCGCCAUGGUCUCUGGUUUCGCUGGUUUCGCCAUGAGGCGGAACCCUACUUUACAGAUGAGGACUUAAUGAGAUUUCCAAAUCUAAGGUUCCUUAGGGCGGAGAGCUUAAAAGUUCUGAUCAUGUCGCGUUGCUGCCGGUUGGUUAGAACUCCCGACUUCUCCGGACUUGCAAAUUUAGAACGACCGAUCAUGCAGGACUGUACGAGCUUGGUCAAAGUUGAUGAAUCCGUCGGUCAGUUACAGCGGUUGGUUGUCUUAGACGUCAGGUUUUGCUCGCAACUACGUGAUUUGCCAAAUGAGGUUUACAUGCUGAAAUCUUUGAAAGAGCUCCUUGUUGAGGGCACACUAGUGGAGCACAAUGUGAGCUCUAACCCCAGCUAUGGAUCUCUUCCAGAGAAGGCGUUGAGUAGGCAUCCGCUGAAGAUGGCCAGCCGGUACACAUAA
Rhodamnia argentea is the source of this 1125-nucleotide messenger RNA. Its product is annotated as disease resistance protein RPV1-like. Bases 1 to 1125 code for a protein of 374 amino acids. The record is from RefSeq and is a predicted model, not a curated record. Lineage: Eukaryota; Viridiplantae; Streptophyta; Magnoliopsida; Myrtales; Myrtaceae. Gene Ontology annotation, biological process: defense response. Gene Ontology annotation, molecular function: ADP binding. The transcript has 4 exons.